CCGGGCGGUGAGGGGAGGUGGCGCAGACAAGAUGGCGGCGCUGGUGGGGCUGCGCGCCCUGCGGCGGCUCGGCGGCCUCGCGCUCUUCUUGUCGCAGCUCUACGUCCUCUCCGGCCGCGCAGGAUCUUUGAUGACCACGAAGCAUUCACAGCCCCAAUCUACAUUUGCAAAAAGUCUUACCUCAACGAGUACAAAUACCCCCAAUUUUAAGACAACAGAAAGUACAGAAAUUCCAUCUUAUGUGACUAAAUGUCCUAGUAAUGGACUUUGCAGUAGAUUGCCACCAGACUGUAUGACGUGUAACACAAACUAUUCUUGUGUAUAUGGGAAGCCAGCCACUUUUGAUUGCAAAGUCAAGCCACAUGUUCAUUGUGUUGAUCAGAAUAACCAUGAGCAGGAGAACUUUACAAUUAACAUGACGUGCCAGUUUUGCUGGCAGCUUGCAACAACGGAUUAUGUAUGUACCAAUUCUACAAACUGCAUGACAGUUUCUUGUCCACGACAGCGAUACAAUGCCACUUGUACAGUGCGGGAUCACAUUCAUUGCUUAGGUAAUCGAGUCUUUCCAAAGAUGCUCUAUUGCAACUGGACUGGAGGUUAUAAGUGGUCUACUGCCUUGGCGCUAAGCAUCACCCUUGGUGGAUUUGGAGCAGAUCGUUUCUAUCUGGGCCAGUGGCGGGAAGGUCUGGGAAAACUCUUCAGCUUUGGUGGACUUGGAAUAUGGACACUAAUUGAUGUGCUACUCAUUGGUGUGGGCUAUGUGGGACCUGCAGAUGGUUCUCUUUAUAUUUAAAUGUAGAUGCAACAUGUUUCAGAGAGGAGUAAUUGCUUGGAAAAUGCUCUAAGGAGAAGAACGUAGAAAUUUGAGCCAUUGAGUUAGAACAAAGAACAGCUGUUCUUUUUAUGUGCAUAUAUUUUAAUGUACAGUAUCUGUACUUAGUUUGCCUUUAACUAAGGUAAAAUAAAAGAGUGGAUCACUAA
Molecule: messenger RNA, 981 nt
Organism: Oxyura jamaicensis (ruddy duck)
Lineage: Eukaryota; Metazoa; Chordata; Aves; Anseriformes; Anatidae
Gene: TM2D3
Product: TM2 domain containing 3
Exons: 6
Coding region: 32-793 (253 amino acids)
Source: RefSeq, a predicted model, not a curated record